Molecule: messenger RNA, 602 nt
Organism: Tilletiaria anomala UBC 951
Lineage: Eukaryota; Fungi; Basidiomycota; Exobasidiomycetes; Georgefischeriales; Tilletiariaceae
Exons: 1
Coding region: 82-561 (159 amino acids)
Source: RefSeq, a predicted model, not a curated record
CACAACACCACUCAAAUCGAGCACACAUCAAUAACAUCUUCCUCUGGAGCCAGCUAUAUCUUGCUCACUCGACACGUUUCCAUGAGCUAUACCCCUGUUUCCACUUUUCAGCCCUCUAUCCUCUCUUCCUGUUGGCGCAUGGCUGGCUCCGGAGUCUGCGUCGCCAGCGGGCUGUCGGCUCGACGGGUGCUCGCUCGCAUCAAUUUGGAAGAAUGCAAGCAGCGAGACUUGCCGUUCCUCAAAGCAGCAGGUACGCUUGCUUUCUCGCAUGAAUCAUUAUUCCCAUGCGCGUUGUUUGCUUUCGACGCCUUAAGCACAUAUACAUGGCUCAUCGGCACGGCGCGACAGCACACUUAUACGAGGGCCAGACCUGGGCUGCAAAGGGUCCGCUCGCAGAGAUGCAGCGUGUACGAUGUAUGUAUUCACUUCCACACGAUGAGCCGGCCGACGGCCGCUUGUACCACCGAAUUUCGCUCUGCAGGACCCCAAAAUAAUGGGCAUCGAGCAUGUGGGGGUACAUGCGGUAUGCACCAUGGAGCAAAUUGGCCACAAACACCAUGAACGAGUCAGCACGUGCUGUUACGCAGCGAAACUGCCACAAU